ACCACCAAGUGAAACGAGAUGGAGAAAAAUGCAUCAGUUGCGUCCGACGUCCUCGAGCUCCAAGGGUUUGACAUUUCUCCAGAGUUCACAUAUCCUCUGUUUUUCUUACUUCUGCUUGUUUACUUGUCUCUGCUCUUUUCCAACAUCGGCGUCCUUGCCCUCAUCAUCAUGGAGAAGAGUUUGCACCAACCGAUGUACUUUCUCUUUUGUAACCUUUCUGUCAACGACGUGAUCGGGAACACGGCCCUGCUGCCUCAGGUGAUGGCUCACGUCCUUUCAACUAAACGGUUCAUCACCUACAACCAGUGUGUGGCUCAAGCGUUUCACAGCCACACAUUUGGAUCAGCAUCCCACUUGAUUCUCAUCAUCAUGGCGAUAGACAGAUAUGUGGCAAUAUGUCACCCUCUGAGGUACAGCUCAAUAAUGACUGGCAGGACUGUGGUGGGGCUGUCUGUAGUUGUGUGGGGGGUGUCCUUGGUGCUUGUGUCUGUGCUCCUAGGGCUAACAGUGAGGCUGUCCCGUUGUAGAUCAUUUAUCCAAAAUGCUUACUGUGACAACCCAUCCCUGUUCAAGCUUUCCUGUGAAGACGUGUCCAUCAACAACAUCUAUGGACUCGUUUUCACUGUGCUGCUGUUUACUUGUUCCAUAGGAGGCAUAGUGAUCACAUACAUGAGAAUAGCUCUUAUCUGCUGGAUAAAGAAAAACAAAGAGCUGAAUAACAGAGCGCUUCAGACCUGUGCGAGCCACCUCCUCCUUUAUCUUAUCAUGCUUUGGUCUGGAUUUUUAACAAUCACAUUGCAUCGAUUUCCAAACUACCCAGAUUUGAGGAAGAUAGCGCACAUUUUAUUUCACGUUGUUCCAGCCAAUUUAAACCCCGUCAUUUAUGGGUUGCAAACAAAAUCUUUACGGGUUAAAAUAGUUGAAAUACUGCAGAGAAAAAAAGUGAUUCCGUUCUAG
This is a messenger RNA of Nematolebias whitei (Rio pearlfish), 957 nucleotides long. RefSeq names its product olfactory receptor 13H1-like. The record is from RefSeq and is a predicted model, not a curated record. Lineage: Eukaryota; Metazoa; Chordata; Actinopteri; Cyprinodontiformes; Rivulidae. Gene Ontology annotation, molecular function: olfactory receptor activity; G protein-coupled receptor activity. Gene Ontology annotation, biological process: G protein-coupled receptor signaling pathway. The transcript has a single exon. Gene Ontology annotation, cellular component: membrane. The coding region runs from base 19 to 957 and encodes 312 amino acids.